CGAGAGCAUGUACACUUACCAUUGCAAAAUGUUGGAUAAAACACAAAUACUUGGAUUAAAUUUUCAAUUUUCUAUAAAACAAUGUCAUUUUUCCGCCAUAUUGACCAUAGAUAUUGACACAUCAGCUUGUUCUUCGCCGCCUGUGAUGUAUAUACAGUCAGCGGAAUACUGAGAUACUUCAUGUCCUCAUUCAACCUAGAGGCUUUGACUGUUUUGGUACGGUAUGUAUUUUCUUCUUCAAUUUAAUUUCAAAUUUUUAAUACAAAUUAUUCCACUUGGUUGGAUAAAGUUUUCAUGUUUAGUAGUUAGCAGUGGUGAGGUCAUACGGAGGGAGCCAGGGGGGGGGGGGCAGAGAGGGGCUUGGUACCCACAAAUUUGGCCAAAUUGCAACCAACUCACAGGCAUUCUUCAAUAGGGAUAAGGGUGACUGUUAGGGUUUUAUUAAAAGAUCAUGACACCAGAUUUCAAUUUUAUUGAUGUUACCCACAACGAAUGCCUGUGAGGUAGCUCUUGCAACUAAAGUUUAUCAAUUAUCAGUACUGAUGGAUUAUUAAUAAGUCAGUUAGUACAUGGCACUGGGCUCUAUAUAUAACUGGAAAGUCCCAUUACUAAACUAUAAUACACUAAACUAAAUUACAUAGCCAGCACCCUCCUGUGCUCAUUUCUCCAUAAUAAGUCAGUUCACUCAAACAUGUUUUAAAAUUUUAUGAGGGCCCCCUAUACCUCUUCACAAUAUGCUUUCACGUAAAAAUAUUUUGCCUUUUCACGAGUCACGGAUUAAGAAAAUCAUCAAUCACGUUUCACGGCUAAGUAAAAUAAGCCCUUCACGCAAAAAGUAUAGGGGGCCUGAUCACGUUUCACGGCUAAGUAAAACAAGCCCUUCACGCUUCACGCAAAAAGUAUAGGGGGCCCUCUUUUAUGCAUCACGCCCCUUCACCUGAAAUAUAGAGAACAGGCAUGUUAUCCAUAGCCCUGCCCCCCAAUUAGCCUGCGAACAGGCUCUCAAUUGAGAGCCUGUUCGCAGGCUACCCCCAAUAUGCCAACAUUGCAUCUGUGUGGAGUUCCUAUGCCUCAAUUUUCUUGAUUUUUCAUAUUUAGCAGAAACGUUUUCAAGAGAAUGUCUUCAACAGAAGAUUUAGUUUUGUUUCAUGGUGGAUGUCAUUGUGGCAAAAUACGUUUUCAAGUUUCAACUACACCUGUUGUAGAUGUCUAUAACUGCAAGUAUGUACAGUAUAAUACUGUACCACAGCUAGAAAAUCUCACACCUUGCAGGAUAUUUUUGUCAUCUUAUAUUCUAGAAUGCUAUAUAAUUUACUUAUUGUUUUGAAAAACUUUAAGUGGCAAUGCGCCCUUUUUUAUUACUUUACUCCGUCUAACACCAAUUAUCUUCGUAGCUGUAGCAUUUGUAGAAAGAAACAGAACUUGCAUUUUGUGGUUCCAGAUGAUUCCUUCAAACUCCUUCAGGUAAAAAAUAGUAAAUGUAUGUAUUCUUCAAAAUCUACAAACUUUUGCCAAAAACGGACCUCGGAAUUGAACUUUUGAUGUUCAAAUUAGUCUGUACCGAUUACCGAAAAUUUCGUGUUGUUUGGACAUUUUUCGAACUUUUUGUAUUUUUUACAACCCCCUGCCCACAACUCCGAAAAAAGAAGGGACCCCCUCUCCUAGGUCUAAGAUAAGCUGAACAUGUAUGACCCCCUUAGCAUUUUUCCUACUCUGCCUUAGUAUAUAUAAUGAACAGUUCUUUAUUGAAGUCUUUCCUCCCUAGGGCGAGGACAACUUGACAUGCUACACGUUCAAUCAACACAAAGCCAAACAUCUCUUUUGCAAGACCUGUGGUGUCCAAAGUUUUUACAAGCCUCGCUCGAACCCAAAUGGCUACGGAGUAAUGCCACAUUGUAUUGAUGAAGAUGGCCCUGUUUUGGAAACAAAUGUGAAAUAUUUUGAUGGGAAAAACUGGGAGAAGUCAAUUGUUAAUAGUGACAUUCUUGCUAAAUCAGAGAAACGUUGAAAUGACCGCACGUAUCAUUCAGAUAAUGGAUCACUUCAACUUUAAUCACAGUCAUUAGUUUUUAGUCAACUCAUUGAAAAGAAUAUAACUUGAACGCUACCUUCAGAUAAACUGCCAAAUUCUGACCCAGACACGCAUGUGCAGUUCAAUGAUUCAACUUCAUCUCCAUGUAGAAUAUUAAUUAAUUAAUUAAUUAAUAUAAAUUUAGACCGACUCUGGAAUUUUAUACUCUUUAUUUUUACUUCAAAAACUUAAUAUUUAUUCAGAAUAGCACGUUUAGUUGUAUUGUAGACGAUUUGUGAUAUGUAACCCAGAUUCUCUUGUUAAGAGAUGGUUUAUUAUAUUAUUCCCUAGAUCACAUAAAGCGGUAUCUUUGAAGUGAAAAAUAGGCUUUGCUGGGCGUUAUAACAUGUACGAGUGGAAUGCUGAAGCAAAACUAGGAUUAAAAAGGCAUUUUAGUGAAUUAAUUUAAUAUAUAUAUUAAUACUGUAAUCUCAGUACAAUAGAAUGCUAUCUAAUUUUUAGGAAGAUAUUUAUCUUCGGCUUGAGUGAGUUCGCCAUCGCCUUGUAAACGGAAGAUUUCUUUUACGGUUGCAAUCUAAACCAACAUAAACAUGAAUAAAACAAUUGAAGC
Paramuricea clavata is the source of this 2642-nucleotide messenger RNA. The record is from the annotation of a GenBank genome assembly. Lineage: Eukaryota; Metazoa; Cnidaria; Anthozoa; Malacalcyonacea; Plexauridae.